Molecule: messenger RNA, 777 nt
Organism: Arachis duranensis
Lineage: Eukaryota; Viridiplantae; Streptophyta; Magnoliopsida; Fabales; Fabaceae
Product: glutathione S-transferase T2-like
Exons: 2
Coding region: 1-777 (258 amino acids)
Source: RefSeq, a predicted model, not a curated record
AUGGUUAAAUGUUUCAACACAUUUGUAGUUGGUACCGAUCAAAAGGGGGAAACAUUUUGGAGUCGAAUUCAUAGUUACUGUGUAGAAUUUUACUCCGACAUGACAAGGGAGGUAAUUGCAUGUAAGAAACGAUGGUAUAAGAUCAACAAGGAUGUUGCACAAUUUGUUGGUUGCUACGAUCAAGCUAGUCGAAACAUAAGGAGUGGUUCGAACGCUGAUGAUAUAAAAGAGUUGAGUGGCGGCUCAAAGAGAACCAAGGUUAGUGCAACUGGAGCAUACUCAUCCUCAUCAAACCCAGAAACACCGUUGGCUGACGAACCCGGUGUGGACUCUCCCGUUCGCCCACAAGGAUCAAAGAAGAACAAGCAAAAUGGUAAGGAAAAAGCACAAAUGUCUGAAGAUUUUAGCGAAAGAAAAUCAUCGGUUGUCAAAAAAUUAUCUCUCAUGGAAGAUUUUAAGAAUGUUAGAGAAAGAGAACUAAUGGAUAGGGAAAAAAAAAGAGAAGAUGAGAAGGAACAUAGAGCAAAGAUUUUGGCAAUCAAAGAGAAGGAGUUACAAAUUCAAGCGGCAAUGAAAGAACAAGAAUUACAAACUCAGAGGUAUAUUAAAGAAAUUGAGAUAAAAGCAAAAGAAAGGGAGAUGGAAAGGAUGGCCAAGGAAAGGGAAAGGGAGAUGGAUAUGCAAAUACUUAAUGCUGACACGUCUACAAUGAGUGAAAAACGACGAGCUCUUCAUGAGAUUGCAUGUGAGAAAAUAAUCACCAAGUGGUUUACUUAA